Molecule: messenger RNA, 6508 nt
Organism: Gasterosteus aculeatus aculeatus (three-spined stickleback)
Lineage: Eukaryota; Metazoa; Chordata; Actinopteri; Perciformes; Gasterosteidae
Product: RING finger and SPRY domain-containing protein 1-like
Cellular component (GO): cytoplasm
Molecular function (GO): ubiquitin-protein transferase activity; protein binding
Source: RefSeq, a predicted model, not a curated record
CACACACACACACGCACACACACACACACACACACGCACGCAUCCAAACAACCACAUCUAGAGUAUCCCUUCUUGCACAAUAGAAGAAAGAUCGGAGCUGAUGGAGCUUUUAGCUGCAACCGCUACGGAACUUAGCCAGGCGCUAGCGGUGUAGGCUCGUUAAAAUGUGUGUGAGGGGUGUUUGCUGGUCGUCAUAUGAGGGCGCUUGUCAGCGAGCGCAGUAAAUAUGUGUUUAAUAAUACUAACUAGUCACUCAAACGUGCCUUUAUACCAAAACGGCGUUUGAGUACCACGCGUAGGAUCGGUGCUACUCGCGUUAGCUUCGUGUGUAGUUUGACGGUAGGAUCAGAGGAGGUACACCGGCUAUCCGCUAGCUGGUUAGCAACACACAGCGCAGCUGGCUAGUUAGCUCUCUGUUUUGUUCAGCACUUCGUUCUGGAUCGACUUGAGUUUGAAGGCUGCUGGUUUUCAAGUGGUUGCAACGAGCCCUGGAGGAGCACCAGGCCUGAGCCUCGGCCUCUCAAAGAUGUUCAACGCUUUCCCCUGUGCAUCAUCAGAUCCCUCAUCUAUUUGACUAGCUAAAAUAUUACUCACAAACCAAUCCCACAUCUGUGCUUGGCAACACUAUGACCAUUCACGUUGACCCGGCCCAUCCCGCUGGGACAGUAGUGCCCAAAAACCAAGCUUGCCAAAUGAUAUGAUAGUAGCCACCUGGAUCACUUUCUGUGCUUGCAGAGGCCUUGCAAGGGGGCUGCUCUUCUUUUCCUCCACCAGCUCGCGCUCUCCCUUCUGGGAGACACUUGCCAGUGUGGUCUCUCGCACCAUGGGUAACAGCUGCGUGUGCCGUGAGGACAGUGCCUUGGAAGACCACAACCAUCGGUCGUCGAGGGCAACCAGAGGACAAGCAAGGCGGGUGGAUCGCGGUAUGGGCGUUGGUGGCGACGCCGCAGAGGCGCUGAGCAGCAGACCCAGGGACCCGGUCAGGCCGCCGCGCAGAGGCCGAGGGCCUCACGAGCCGAGACGCAAGAAGCAGAAUGUUGACAGCCUGGUGCUGGACACGUUGGCUGUCAUCAGGACAUUGGUGGACAAUGACCAAGAGCCCCCCUACUCCAUGAUCACUCUGCACGAGAUGGCAGAAACAGAUGAUGGCUGGCUGGAGAUUGUGCAGUCGCUGAUUCAAGUGAUCCCAUUGGACGAUCCGCUUGGCCCCGCAGUGAUAACGCUUCUGUUGGACGAGUGUCCUCUGCCCACCAAGGAUGCUCUCCAGAAACUGUCCGACAUGUUGAGUCUGAGUUUGGCCAUAGCGCGACAGGACGCUCUAAACCCAGCGAAGCACAGGAACACCACGGCCGUCCUGGGAUGCCUAGCGGAGAAACUGGCUGGUCCAGCGAGUAUUGGAUUGUUGAGCCCUGGAACCCUUGAAUACCUUCUAGAGAGCCUCAGCUCUGAAGCCCACCCUACGGUCAUGCUGUUUGCCCUCAUCGCUUUGGAGAAGUUCUCCCAGACCAGUGAGAACAAGCGGACGGUGUCAAAGUCGUGCAUCAGCAAUCGACUCGCUGUGCUGGAGUCGUGGGCGGAGCAUCCCGACUACCUCAAGAGGCAGGUCGGGUUCUGCUCACAAUGGAGCCUCGACAACCUUUUCCUAAAGGAGGGUCGUCAGUUUACCUACGAGACGGUCAACCUCACCAACAUCAACGCCAUGCUCAACAGCAAUGAUGUCAGCGAGUACCUCAAGAUCUGCCCCACUGGACUAGAGGCGCGGUGCGAUGCCUCGUCCUUUGAGAGCGUGCGCUGCACAUUCUGCGUGGAUUCGGGCGUUUGGUACUACGAGGUGACGGUCAUCACUUCCGGCGUGAUGCAAAUCGGAUGGGCCACCAAGGACAGCAAGUUCCUCAACCACGUGCGGCUCGCCGGCGUCCGCACUGCUCGCCUUCCCACCGCAGCCGCUGCUUGUCCGCGCUCGCCUAAAUUAGCGCUGUGUGUGUGUUUUUCACAGGAAGGCUAUGGGAUAGGCGACGACGAAUACUCGUGUGCGUAUGAUGGCUGCAGGCAGCUCAUCUGGUACAACGCUCGCUGUAAACCGCACUCUCACCCCUGCUGGAAGGAUGGAGAUGCCAUCGGCUUCCUGUUGGACCUCAGCAAGAAGCAAAUGGUUUUCUAUCUGAAUGGACAUCAGCUGCCACCGGAGAAACAGGUCUUCUCCUCAGCCACGUCCGGUUUCUUUGCAGCAGCCAGCUUCAUGUCUUACCAGCAGUGCGAGUUCAACUUUGGGGCAAAGCCUUUCCGUCACCCGCCGCCUGGCAAGUUCAGCACCUUCAACGAUUUCGCUUCACUGCUGCCCGGUGAAAAGAUCAUCAUACCGAGACAACGACGCCUGGCCUUACUGAAGCAGGUUAGCAUCCGGGACAACUGCUGCACGCUGUGUUGUGACGUCAUGGCUGACACGGAGCUACGGCCCUGUGGCCACGGUGGUAUUUGUAUGGAGUGUGCCUUACAGUUAGAGACGUGCCCGCUGUGCCGCCAUGACAUCCAGAACCGCGUCAGACUCAUUGCACAUGUCUCCUGACAAUCCUCCUGCCCUAACUCCUCCAACGAGGACGGACACGGAGGCCCCCACAGCGGGGCCACGGGAACCGUGCCGCGCGCGGGGCUGUGGUGAUGCCAGAACUGUGACUUCUGGUACGAGGAAGCAACAGUGGAGGGUUGGAGUAAAGAAAAUGAAGAGAUGAGUGGAAGGGUAUUUAAACCCCAGCUGGAUCCCUAGGAACUCUUUUUUUUCAUUUAAAAAAAAUCCUUCCGACUGCAGACAACGGGCCAAGAGUUGUUAACUUUCUAUAUUUCAGAAAUAAGGAGCAAAAUCAUAUCGUAUCUAUGAUGUGAGGUUCCCACUCAUGAAAAAUGCCUAGCGUGUAAAGAAAUCAACCAUGUUCCAGAACCUCUCGUAGAUGACCAAAGUGUUGUCCAUUUCAUCAACAACGACAUUCUGUAUGAGUACUAUGUCCUUAUUUUCCAACACUUUUUUUUUCCAAUACUGCUUUUUCACAGGAAGACCAGUGAGGAGUGGUCCAUGGUUGUGCUCUCUCAAGGAUCUUGUUUUGGAGAAGUUUGUUCUUUUGUGCUGACUUCUCUCUGACAAUCGGCGAACAACUUGCUCCAGUGGUUCUGUAGGCUUGCGCAACAGUUUCUUCAGGCGCCCACAGAAGUUUUCUAAUGGGAAGCAUGAGAUAUUAUCAAGGACACCAUACUUUUUGGCAUCUUGGCUGAGGUGCACUAAUCCAUGCAUGUUGUAGGUCACUUGUUCUUUUCCAUAAAGCUUGCUGCAGUGAUCAACAAAGAGAACCAAAAUUCUGUGUGCAUAGUCUGCAAGGUCAGCACACAGGGACACAUUCAGUAGGAUGGUAAUGCCAACUGAAAGCAGCAUGAAGUUGUUGUACACUUGAGUUGGUACAAGGCCUUUUAAGCUGACUGGUCCAGCGUACAAGAGGAACUGCCUGAAUUCUGUAGCUUUCCAACGCUCGACAUCUUCCAUGGAUCGUUGCUUCGCAGCUCUGGAGAGCUCUUUUACCAUGCUGGGCGAAAAUCUUGUCAGCCGCCGUCCCUUUAGCCAAAGGUGUAACAGCUUUCUUGUCACUCCAAGGCAUACCAGAUGCAUAUAAUCCAAUGGGAACUGCGUGACCAAUCCAACAGACAACAAUGACAAUGGCGUUUCUCCACACUGAUGACUGUCAUCAGAAAGUUCAUCACGGAGUGCAUCGUCUACUUGGAGUAGCAUCUGUUUGAGGAAAAGUCAUCCUGUUCUCGUAGUGGACCCCCUUUUGAACACACUUGUCACACCCAUAAUAUCCACUGUGACCUUUCACAUUUCUAACAAGCGCACAAGCAGGGGCGUCACAGAGGAAUGUUGAUAUUUCGAAAGAAAGUGCUCUCCCUUCAAACAGAACUCCUUCCGCUUCAAGCCGCUGUGCCUCUUCUACAAAAGGAUUCAAAAAGUGAAGGCUGGUUGGCUUCUUCUUUCCAUAAUAGAGACCAAUGACAAACGGAAGUUUGUUUUGCUGGACAUUACCCACGUAUUGCUCAAUUAAACUGAGAACUGGCCAGAACUGGGCAUUUGAGCUUCUGAAAAGUGGAAAUCCAUCAACAUUAACUUGCAUUGAAACUGACGUCAACUUCUGCAAUUCAGGAGACAUCAACAACUGCGAUAGUAUUCCACUUUCAAUUCCAGAGUGAUGGUAUACACCACCUGAGAGUUCUGUUGUUUUAACACAAGUCACCGUUUUAAGAAGGGUUCUUGGGUCUUUAGGAAAGGUUGGAUGAUCCUUGAACAAAAUGGUUAAAAGCUUACCAAGUGCCACAUGGGGGAUCAUGUUGUCAGUAGCCCACCCUGCCAAUUGUGUCCUUAGGCAAUCCUCUUCCUCUUCAUCAUCUUAUGUGCUUGAGGAAAACAUCUCACCAGCUUCACAUGCCUCAUCAACAAUUAUUUCCUGUGCUACAGUGGUCACAGUUUGUACAUGGCUUGUUGUAGCCAUUCCAUAUAGAUGUUCAUUAACAUGGGGAGUUACUUGGUCAAAGACUGGAAAAAGAGCAAGUAGAGCAUUGUUUGCAGCCGUAAUUUCCUUUUUAUCCCUCUCAACUCCUUUCAAUAUUCUUCUCCUUUUGGCCCAGUAACUAGACAUUGUGACUAACAAUGCAUUUACCGUUAAAUCCAAAAAGAUUGUCCAACAGUAGGUCUCUUGGGUGAAGAUAACCGGUAAUGCUCUGGUCAAGAUAUCUGCAAGAAAAUGUGAACAACAACAACAAAACGCAUUGUUAACGUUAGGAAUCAGUUGUUAUGCCGUGGGGGGAAAAAAUACCCGCCAAAUGUAUUCAUUAAAUUGUCCUCUAACAUGAAAUGUACAGCAGUUCACAGAAUUACAAAUCUGUUUGUUAGAAAACACCAAAAGUUAACCGGUGGGUGUGGGCUGGUGAGGUCGUUUUUUUGUGUGCAGAUAAACAGACGGCAGCACUUUGAAACUUGGCAAAACAACUAUAUUUAAGAAGGGUUUGACUUCAUAUUACAUUUGAACUUUUUUUCCUUCAUGAUAACUACAAUGGCAUUAGCCAUAGCCGCGCUCGGAAUGAACCGUGUAUCUACAAUUUACACUACUGACUAAAACCCAUUUUUAUUAAAUGCUGAGGUGAUUACUACCAGACAGCAUAUUUUAUGAGUAAACUGAAAAGAAUAUAAACAUAUUAUUGUGUUAAACACAAAGGAAAAAUGUACUUAUCUAAACGAUGGUAGUCGACGUCGAUGACUUCAGACUCCAGGCUGUAGCAACUUCGAGUAGAACCAAGUAGGAGACACGCCACUUCAACACGUGUUUUUAAGAAAAAUACAUAACGGUAAAUAUGGCGACUGUAUGCACAUGUCCCGCCCCUUCCGCUGGAAAGCCAAUCAUCUACUUCAUGUCCCGCCCCUCCCGCGGGAAAGCCAAUCAUCUGCUUCUUAACAAGCUGGGGAAAAUUUAGGCCUAUGGACAAGUUUAUGAGCCGUUUCCGCUCUACAUCCUAAACUCCGCCCAUUUAUGCAAUCCACUUCCGUUCUCGCGGGCUGGGUUGUUUUGCUAGCUAGCUGUUCCACUGACGGUCGCGCACAGACCAGAACCCUUGCGCAUGCGUAGUAACAGUAUAACCUGUGGGGGGAAAAGGCGAUCCUUGUUUUGGGGAAAAGUCACCACCAUCUUAGCCCCGCCCGAAAUACUUCUGAACACAAAAAAACACUGCAGUUCCUUCUAUGCGUUGUAUCAAUAGCAUUUAUAAUGUGCUUAGAUUUUAUUUCUUUUUUAAAAUGUCUUAAACAUUUCUACAGGUUGCUAAUUAAUACUUAACUGAUAAAGGCAAAAUAAAUAAAACAUUGAGAUAAUUUUAUUUUUAGACGACAAAAGUCUAUCAUUAGUUAUGAGAGAUGCACCCAACAAUGGAAGAAAAGCUUUGGCAAUAUUGAGAGAGUAUUAUGGUGUAGUCACUGCAGAAGUGACACACACAAAGACGCCACGUGUAGGCGUAAGGACAAGGACAGUAAGAGCACAAAGGAUGGUGCGAGUAAAGUCUCAGAAGACGCAGAAGACUACAUGUUCAAGAUGAGAGACGGUGAGAACGAUACCCAGCGGCAGCCGCCAUGCAACAUCCAGCAGGCUCUGAUGGUGGACACAGGAGCUACCUCUCAUAUCAUCACGGACAUAACCAUGUUCAAGAACUUUGACUGCGCGUUCAGGCCGGAAACGCACGGUGUCGAGCUGGCAGACGGCACCCGGUGCAGCGGGAUAGCUCAGCGGAGGGGAAAUGAUGAGCUUUCCCUUAUCGAUAGCGGAGGACAGCGACGCAAGGCGGUGCUGAAAGACGCUUUGUUUGUACCGUCGUACCCCCAGAGCAUCUUCUCUGUGAAGGCAGCGACCACCAGUGGGGCUACGGUUGUCUUUAAAGAAAAUAAAGACGCCCUGAUAGCCAGAGACGGUACCAGGUUUAACAUUCA